Messenger RNA from Meloidogyne enterolobii, 1329 nucleotides. Lineage: Eukaryota; Metazoa; Nematoda; Chromadorea; Rhabditida; Meloidogynidae. The record is from the annotation of a GenBank genome assembly.
AUGAAGUUGAAAGUUGCAACAUCCAUAAAUUACCCUCAAAUUUAUUCAAGAUCUCAAAAAUCAUUUAAAACAACCUUAUUUAUUUUUAUUUUAUUUUUUGAAGUUCUCAUUAACCAUUUACUCCUAGCCAAUUUAAAUCAAAAAUUGCCAGAACCUCAAAAUUUGAGAGUAGUCCAACAGAGAACUGCUCCUGAUAACUUCAAUAUAGGCGUAAUUCACGUCAAGUUAAAAAAUUGGACAACAACAACAAGAUUUCCCAGAACUUCAAAUAAACUACAUUUUAUAUUAAAUGAUACAGAACAGCAGCAUAAAAGGCGUAGAAAUUAUGAGGUUGGUGAAAGUCGUGGGAGAAGAACAGACGGAAGUCAACCAAAUCAAGCAAGUAAUGGAGGAGGUAGCAGUGGAGGAAUGGAAAUGGAAGCGCUUUUUCCUUACUUAUUGUUGGCGCUAGGAUUAGCUCUUGUUGCCUUUUUUGUUAUACUCUACGCUAUUUUAAAUGCAUUGCUUCAACGGAAGGAUCAACACGAAUCAGUAGAGCAACGAAGGAGAAGAAGAAAAAAGAGGAAAAGGAGAAGAAAAAGGGAUUGGAGGAAUGACAGUAACGAUUUAAUUGAAGGGAAACAUUUUGGAGACGAUGAGGAAAACAGUUCAGAAGAGAAACAUCUUGACUCACUUGACGAAGGAAGCAACGAUUUAGCACAUCCCCCUCUAAUGGGUGUUAGGCCAGUUGCGAGAUGGCAUAGGUCUCGGGAUGGACCACUUGAUGAGGAACUAAUGGAACGCAAUGAUAGUGAUUGGAUGAUGAGUGGUGGAAGUGGGAUGAGGCGUUAUAGACAACAUCGAGCUUCAGGGAAUCGAAGAGCGCCGCCCCCUCCCCUUCCCCAUUUACCUCCACCGCCACACGAACCUCCGCGAUCUCGACAACUAAGCCAACAACAUUAUCCACAACACUAUACAAGAGGUCAAAGGCACAUUGGCUGGGCAAAUGAGGAUCAGAUCAGUCUGCCUGGCAUUCUCCGAUCAACUCCCAGGCCUCCUCCACCACCCCCUCCUAGAGCGCCACCGCCACCACCGCCUUUACCUGCUAGAUACCAAAAACGCUCCAGAAAACAACCACACGAACCCAGUAUUGAAAACAGUAGUGACGAAAAUGAUGAUCAAAGCAGUGACGGGGGUAAUCGAAGGCAUCGAGUUUACCAUAAAAAACGUCACGAAGAUCAAAAACGAAAUAAUCCCCCAUCAAUUCCCCCUCCGCAGCCACUCCGAAGGGAGAAUACAGACUCUACUGUAUCUUCUUUACAACGGGGAGGUCGUGCUGGAUCUCUCUAA